AUGGUGAACGUGCUCCCUUGCUUCAAGUGCACGGGCAUCAACUACAACAUCCGCGCCGGCCCGGACUGGGCCACCGCCGACGUCAAGUGCAAGCCCGCCUCGCAGAUCGCCACCGAGCUGGCCACGCUCAAGGGCGUGACCGACACCAUCCGCCUGUACUCGCUGACGGACUGCGACCAGGCCACCGCCGUGGUGCCCGCCGCCAUCGAGGCCGGGCUCAAGAUCGAGCUGGGCAUGUGGGUGGACUCGGCCGCGUCCAGCUUCGAGGCGGAGAAGGCGGCGUUCCAGACGCUGCUGGAGACCGGCGUCGUGACGGCCGACAACACCGUGGGCAUCCACGUCGGCAGCGAGGCCGUGUACCGCGGGGACGUGACGGCUGCCGAGGCCAUCUCGAACCUGAACGAGAUCCGCACGCUGUGCCAGGCGAACUCCGGAGCCGCCGCCAUCCCCCUGACCAUCGCCGACAUCGGAGACACGUACUCUGCGCACCCGGAGAUGAUCGAGGCCGUCGACUACGUCUCCGCGAAUUACUUUUCCUUUUGGGAGAAGGUGGCCAUCGACGGCGCCGCCGAGCACUUCUACGAGCGCUUCUCGGCGCUCGUGGAGAUCGCCAGCGGCAAGCAGGUGAUCGUGGGCGAGACGGGCUGGGCCUCGGACGGUGUCGACGCCGACGCCAGCCCCGCCACGGCCGAGAACGCCGCCAAGUACUUUCACGACUUCUACACGCUGGCCGCGGAGAAGGACCUCAUGUACUUCUACUUCUCGGCCUUCGACGAGCCCUGCAAGCUGGCCACGCUCGAGGCCAACGAGACCGUGGAGGCGUACUUCGGCCUGUUCACGCAGGAGGGCGCCCUCAAGGACCUCAUCUCGGCUGAGUUCGCCAACGCCACCGCCUCCUUCGACGGCAGCGACUCGGCCACCAUCACUGCGGUCGGCGCUGACAGCUCUGCCUCUGCUUCUGCUGCUGCUGGCGCGGUGACCACGGUCAACGCUGCGUCUCCCACGUCGGCCGACGUUGCCGCUUCCUCGGAGGAUGACUCGACCACGCAGGGCGACGCGACCCAGGACGGCGAGACCACCUCGGCCGUGGACGCUUCCUCGGACGAGGAGACCGCCUCCGGCAACGGCGAGGACGACUCGACCACGCAGACCUCGACUGCCACCACGCCGUCGUCGCGCAAGGACUGCGCCAUGUAA
Molecule: messenger RNA, 1197 nt
Organism: Phytophthora sojae
Lineage: Eukaryota; Oomycota; Peronosporomycetes; Peronosporales; Peronosporaceae
Product: putative glycosyl hydrolase family 17 protein
Exons: 2
Coding region: 1-1197 (398 amino acids)
Source: RefSeq, a predicted model, not a curated record